Molecule: messenger RNA, 3513 nt
Organism: Westerdykella ornata
Lineage: Eukaryota; Fungi; Ascomycota; Dothideomycetes; Pleosporales; Sporormiaceae
Product: nitrite reductase
Exons: 5
Coding region: 1-3513 (1170 amino acids)
Molecular function (GO): nitrite reductase [NAD(P)H] activity; 2 iron, 2 sulfur cluster binding; heme binding
Source: RefSeq, a predicted model, not a curated record
AUGUCGUCCGACACCCAUCCUAUCCCAAUCCUGACCCCCGGCAUCGAGCCUACUAGCGGCGAAUCACAUAGCCCACCCUCCUUCUUCCCCAUGGAGACCGUCUGGCCUUCGAAGCAAAGCGAUCUUGCAAAACCCCCGCCAGGAGAGGUGCAGCCCAAUGGAAUCUCGCUCGACCUAAAGCCAGUGCGCCCAACGAACCUGCCAGAUGGCACGAGGAGGAAGCGGAUAGUUGUCGUGGGCUUGGGUAUGGUCGGCAUCGCUUUCAUAAGAAACCGCCAUUGCGAUACUGAUGCACCAAGUGAGAAACUCAUGAAGUUGGAUGCGACGAGGAGAGAGUACCACAUAGUCGUCAUAGGGGAGGAGCCGCACCUGGCUUACAACCGAGUCGGCUUGACGAGCUUCUUCCAGCAUCGAGACGUGGAAAAUCUCUAUCUGAACCCCAAGGAAUGGUACACAUCUGUGCCUGAAGGCUCGCUCAGCUACCACAUCAACACCUUGGUGACCGAAAUCGACACCGACGCAAAGAAUGUGAAAACCUCUGCCGGCCAUGUAGUCGCCUAUGACAUCCUCGUUCUCGCCACCGGCUCCGAUGCUGUGCUCCCAAAGCAUACUCCCGGCCACGACGCAAAAGGCGUCUUUGUCUACCGGACAAUCGACGAUUUGCAGAGGCUGAUCGACUUCUCAAGCACCCGAAAGGGCACGGUAGGGGCGGUGGUCGGAGGUGGGCUGCUAGGGCUCGAAGCUGCACAUGCCAUGAUGGAUCUAGAUGUAUUCUCGCAGGUGAAACUGAUUGAAAGGAACAGAUGGGUCCUCUCGAGGCAACUGGACGGUGACGCGGGUGCCAUGGUGGUUGAGCAGGUGCGCGCCCUAGGUUUGGACGUCAUGCUCAGCAAACGGGUGGGAAAGAUCCUCACCAAUGAGGAGAAUUACGUCAAGAGUGUCGUGUUCGAGGACGGUGAGCAGAUGGACUGCUCCUGUAUCUGCUUUGCUAUUGGUAUCCGCGCGAGAGACGACCUAGCACGACGCUCUGGCAUAAAGUGCGCGGAUAGGGGCGGCGGUAUCAUAGUUGCACCUGAUCUUUCGACCUCGGUCCCAGACGUCUACGCCAUUGGUGAAUGCGCGAGCUGGGAAAAUCAGACCUUCGGUCUGAUUGCCCCCGGUGUUGAGAUGGCCGAUGUCCUCGCUUUCAACCUCACGCAAGCCAAGGUCCAUGCACCGAGGAAAUUUAAGCGACCAGACCUAAGCACAAAGUUGAAGUUGCUCGGAGUCGAGGUUGCCAGCUUUGGGGAUUUCUUCGCAGAUAGGGACGGUCCCAAAGAGUUGCCUGGUCGGCAGAGAGCAGCGAAGGCGGACAACACUGCGGCUGGUACACGAGGGAAAGUCAAGGACCUUACGGAUGGACCCGAGCCUCCGCCCGUCAAGGCUCUGACGUACAGAGAUCCGUUCCAACAGGUUUACAAAAAGUACCUCUUCACUCCCGACGGCAAAUAUCUGCUCGGUGGUAUGAUGAUCGGUGACACGAAAGACUACGUAAAACUGGUACCCAUGGUCAAAAACCAGAAGCAGCUCGAGAUACCCCCCAGCGAAUUGAUUAUUGGAGCACAAAAAGGCGACGAGGAUGGUGACGAUCUUGACGACGAUACCCAAAUCUGCUCAUGCCAUAACGUCACCAAAGGGGACGUGGUAAAUUCGGUCAAGAGCGGGACCUGCAAGAGCAUAGGCGACGUGAAAUCCUGUACCAAGGCUGGAACUGGAUGUGGCGGGUGCAUGCCGCUCGUCCAGACGAUCUUCAACAAGACGAUGGCAUCCAUGGGUCAAGAAGUCAAGAAUCACCUCUGCCCCCAUUUCGAAUAUUCUCGAGCCGAUCUCUUCAACAUUAUCCACGUGAAGGGCCUCAAAGAGUUCGCCGACGUGAUGAAGGAGUGCGGAAGAGAGCCCGAAUCCGCAGGUUGCGAAGCCUGCAAGCCUGCCAUCGGAUCGAUUCUUUCCUCGCUCUAUAACAAACAUCUCCUUGAUCAAUCUCGUAAAGGCCUACAGGACACCAAUGACAGGUUCCUGGCCAACAUUCAGAGAAAUGGCACCUUUUCAGUCAUCCCCCGCGUGUCAGGUGGUGAGAUCACGCCCGAGAAGCUCAUCAUCAUCGGCACUGUUGCGAAGAAGUAUAACCUGUACUGUAAGAUUACCGGCGGACAGCGGAUCGACAUGUUUGGAGCUAGAAAACAGGACCUUCCCGCUAUCUGGCAAGAGCUCAUAGACGGUGGCAUGGAGUCUGGUCAUGCCUACGCCAAAUCGCUCCGAACCGUCAAAUCCUGCGUCGGAACAACGUGGUGCCGCUUCGGCAUCGGCGACAGUGUGGGCAUGGCAGUUCGUCUAGAGGAGCGUUAUAAAUCCCUCCGCGCGCCCCACAAGAUUAAGGGAGGUGUCUCUGGCUGCGUACGGGAAUGUGCAGAAGCGCAGAACAAAGACUUUGGACUGAUAGCCACCGAGAAGGGGUUCAAUAUCUUCGUAGGAGGAAACGGCGGCGCCAAACCGAGACACUCGGAAUUACUUGCGAAAGAUGUCCCUCCCGACGACGUUAUCCCGAUUCUCGACCGUUACCUUGCCUUUUACAUCCGGACCGCGGACAAGUUACAAAGGACGGCGCGGUGGAUCGAGAAUAUGCCUGGUGGUAUCAAAUACCUCCAGGAAGUCAUCCUGCAGGACAAGCUCGGCAUAUGUGCGGAGCUCGAGAAGCAAAUGGAGCAACUGGUCGGGUCGUUCUUCUGCGAGUGGACCGAGGUGCUCAAAAGCCCCGAGCGUCUUGCCCACUUCUCCCAGUUUGCAAACACGGAUGAGAACAUCAACGACACCAUUGAGCCAGUCAAGGAGCGGCAUCAAGAGAGGCCAUCAUAUUGGCCAAAAGACUCUGUGACUGAAGACUUCAAAGGCACCAAAUGGACCGAGUUGGCGUGGCAACCCAUCAUCAAAGCCGAUCAAUUCAAGGACAUCCCAACGGGCGAUUCAAAAGCUGUGAAGCGAGGCGACACGCAACUCGCCAUCUUCAAGGUCCGUGGGAGAUGGUACUGUACCCAGCAGAUGUGCCCACACAAACGGGCCUUCGUCCUCUCUGAUGGCUUGAUCGGCGAUGACCUCAAAAACAACAAGCUCUGGAUUUCCUGUCCCCUCCACAAACGGAACUACGAGCUCAGCGGCGAAAACGCUGGCCGCUGUAACAACGACGACAAUGUCAACAUUGCAACCUUUCCGGUCGAAGCAAGGGACGACGGAUGGGUAUACGUUAAACUACCUAGCAUUGAGGAGCUGGACUCUGUGCUGGGCACCGAGAAGUUCAAGAUUAAGAAGACUGAGACAACAGAUCCCUUCGAGAGCCUCGAUAAGAAACUGGCGUCGAUGCAGCUGAAGGGCAGAAAGAGCAUCCCUGUGAGCCAUUUGGAAGGCGGGCUAGGACAGGAAAGAAAGGCAGCAAUGAUACUAGCAGGCGGUGAAAGGGGGACUGGAGGUUUAGACUGGUAG